CUCCCUAGUCGUUUCGGAUAAACGGGAUGUGCCGUUCCUUACCUCGGCUCUCAGGAUGGACGACGACUCUAGGAGUCGCAAGGUGGCGCUGUCGCACCUGCGGAUGACAGUUUAGCGUAGGCUCACUAAUUGAAUGGCCCAAUGUCUCCACCCGUUAAUCAUUUCCACCUUUUAGAGCAAGGAUUUGAGGAAGACGUCUUUGUUGCUAGAAAGGUUCGGCUGAUUCGGCUCGGAAAGGACUACACUGCUACCCCACCGCUCCAAAUGGCCUCUCUUGGGUUAACAUUGGGUCGGCUGUUUCAGCCUAUCGUUAUGCCGGCGCUGCAGUGUCAGGGUCCAUUCCUAUGGUACGGGCUGGUUGGCUUACGCAUGCUGGCCCUCUUUAUCGCGGAAAGUACGUGGAGCUCCGUCAAGCAGGACUUCAUCUGCAACCAGACACUGAGCGACUUCUGCCGGGGUCUUUGCUUCAACCACGUCUUCGCUUACUCCACCUACACGCUAUGGAGCGCCUACUUUCUGGUCCUCUUGGGGGUCGUCGUCCUCCUGCUGGUGCUGACAAGCAAGACGGUGCGUCACGGGGAGCAACAGAGGAAAGAGGAAGAUCUGAUCUUGGAAAACGGCAACAAAGGUGCCAUCUCCAGUUUGGACCCAGCAGAAGCGUUGGACUCCAUUUCGAUUCAGAGGCCACCGUGGUUUUUGCCCCGCCUGGCUGCCUGCCUCCUCCUGCUCUGCGGCGUUGAGACGUCCUUCUGUUUUCUCCUGUUUGUUAUCCAGAGUCGGGCAUUUCAGGCGGCCACCAUGUCCUGCGUCACUCACGCUCAGCAGUGUCCUGCGAAGGAAACGUACUGCGUCCUCCUGGGACGGUCGGACAAGUUGACGGCCAUCAUCAUCCUGGGGAUGACAUCUGUAGUCAAUGUCACGUUCAGCCUGGGCUAUUUCAUGUAUCACUGCUGGAGCGCCGCCGGGUGCGGAUUUAAAAGGCGAAGGUAAUGUGGGCAAUGUGAAAAUGCACCUGCUCUUAAAAAAAGUCGAUCUAAUUUAGAAAGAAAAGUUAUGGAAAGAUUAUGUAAGGCGAUGGAGGAUUCCACUACUAAAAUUUCUUUUAUCUCUGACUUCCACCAAUUAAAGAUAAUAAUAGGUGGUACUUUUGAUUUACUUAUUUCACCUGCACAAGCCCUGUAUUUAUAAUUAACGCGCUAGUGGGCACCACGUUAGGUCUCUUCGGAGAAAUCAUUUGUUGCCACAUUGCCUUGGCGCCUCGCGCUCAACUGCGCAUGACUGCUGCUCAGUGGUGACGUCACACGCUUCUCAUUUACAUGCAAUGAAGGCCGGCCAGGUGCCUUCAUAAAGAACGAAAAGACCACCAGUUGUUAGUAGAAAGGAAGAAAAUAACAAAGUUUAGAUUUUUAACAGUUGAACUGAUACGAGUUUCUUACUUUUACUCCGUUCAACUUCAGUUUAAUAUCACAAAAGCGUUUUUUUUUUUGUUUUUUUUUAACUACAUAACUAACGGAACUCAUUUCGAGCACGAGCCUCCGACCCUACACAGUGAACACAGGACUUGACCCGAAAAAUACCCGAAAGUGACGGGGCUUCCGCAGUGUUAAAUACAGCAAAUGUAGCUGUUUUGAGUCUAUGGUUCUCUCUUUUUCACUUAUAAAGUAACUUGUCCUACUUCCUCAUCAGCAAAAGAAAAAAAAGACUUCUGUAUUUUAUUGUCGUCUUGUAUUUCCUUUUGUGUACUGCUUUAAAUAAAAGUACUAAUUUUGAUAUAAA
Erpetoichthys calabaricus (reedfish) is the source of this 1776-nucleotide messenger RNA. RefSeq lists its product as uncharacterized. The record is from RefSeq and is a predicted model, not a curated record. Lineage: Eukaryota; Metazoa; Chordata; Cladistia; Polypteriformes; Polypteridae. The transcript has 3 exons. The coding region runs from base 142 to 990 and encodes 282 amino acids.